Messenger RNA from Gossypium arboreum, 4856 nucleotides. RefSeq names its product translocase of chloroplast 120, chloroplastic-like. Gene Ontology annotation, biological process: protein targeting to chloroplast. Gene Ontology annotation, cellular component: chloroplast outer membrane. The coding region runs from base 596 to 4102 and encodes 1168 amino acids. NCBI's taxonomy places the organism in Eukaryota, Viridiplantae, Streptophyta, Magnoliopsida, Malvales, Malvaceae. Gene Ontology annotation, molecular function: GTP binding; GTPase activity. The transcript is spliced from 2 exons. The record is from RefSeq and is a predicted model, not a curated record.
AUACCUUCUAAACACAUGUGGUCAAACGAAAAAAAUCCACCAACAAAGCAGCCCCACAGCUCCAAAUGAAUUGGAUACAUUCAUAACAUCCAUCACUGUAAUUUGAUUGAAACCUUACAAAAAUUGAUGUUACAUCAAUAAUGAAAGCCUCCCUACCCAUUAAAUUUCUUCAAGUGAAAAUACUUCCACAAACAACAGUCAUAUUUACUAACAAUCUCAUCUCAACAGCUUGGUUUGUUUGUAGGGUUGAUUAGAGGAGAGAUGAGUAGGCACAAUCAAAUAUGGUUGAAUCAGGAAAGAUUGGACGGUCCACAAUCUCUGUCCCUCUCGAAUAAGGUAUGAUCACGUGACUCACACACUCAUGAUUCGGCGUUUUUCAUGAUCAUACUAAUCAACCAUCUCUCACCGUCUGAUCACAACCCAACCUCCAUUUUCAUCCCUUGAUCACCUUCUUAUCCUUAAUACUUCCAUUCUUCCUUUGCCUCUCUAAUCUGUCUCUUAUUAUAGUACACAAACCCCCUUUUUCCCCCUUUUCUCUAUCUGAAAAUCACCGCAGAAUCAAAAAGACCAGGCUUUUGAAGCAACAUUUGUGAAAAUGGAAAAUGGGGUAGUAAUGGUAGACAACAAGAUUGCGGAAGAAAGAGUUGCCAAUGAGGAAGUGGAGGUGAGGGUUGCUGGGGAUUCCGGUGAAACAAAAGAACCGGUAGAUGAGGUUUUUGGGGAGGCAAUUGCAACACAGGAGAUUUUGCAAGAACAGGCAGAAAAACCUGGAGUGGAUGGCAGCAGUUUAGUUGCCGAUGCAAUUGGAAAUGUUGAGACAUUUGGUGAUACUGGUUCAGAGGUAGUUAAGGAGAAUUUGAAUUUAGAACCUAAAGAAGAGACCUUUCAAGAGGCUGUUGAGGUUCUAACUGAGGUUGGAGCUCUGGAGAAUGCAAUUCCAAGUGAGGUUGGAACUCUGGAGGUUGUGGCAGAGUCGGUGGACCAGCAGAAAGGGGAGUGUGUUAGUGGUGGUGUGGUGUUGGAUAAGAUUGACGAGGGAGGGACUGAAAUGGGCGAAAGGACUGAUGAAUUGAAUAGUGCGAAGGAAGUACCUGAAGUCAGUGGUACCAGAGAAACAGAAGUUCCAAGGGACAAGGAAAAAAGGAAUCUCAAGUUUGGUACAGUCAUGGAGAUGCCUGUAAAAGGAGAUACUUAUCAGGGAAAAGAGAGUACGGAGGUAAAAGGUGCCACAGCUGAUCUUGAUUCAGUAGAUGGUGGUGACAAAGAUGAAAAAGCAAAAAAGGCUUUUGCUGCUGCGGAGGAUACCAUGAAUGGAGAAGUAAAAGAUUUAUCUGGUGCUAGGGAUAUGAAGAAUAAUGGUGAGAUUGAUGAACUGAGAGAUAUGCUGUCUGAGCCAAGUAAAUCUGUUGAAGAGACAGUUGCUUCUGCAGUCGGGAACUUAUCCUCUUCAGAAAAGUUUACAGAUGAGAGGAAUGAGAAGAUUGAGGUUGGUAAAGCUGAUUUGAGAACAGAGGUUCAUGAUAGUUUUCAAUCUCGGCUCCCUGAUGAAAUGGUGGGUAAUAAAUGUCAAGAUAUUGAUUUUGUGACUGAACAAUCUGAUGAUAAAGCAGAGAAAAGUCAACAAAAUAAGCAAAGCACCCCAGUGACCCUAGAGCAGGAAGUGCAACAUGCUCCAGGAUCUUCAGUGUCUGCAAAAGCCAAAGAGAUUGGGAAGAAAGCAGACAUAACUCAGGAGCCUAAGACAAACACCUCUGUGACUAAAGAAUGUUUAAUUGUUCCUGCUCCGGCAUCAUCUGUUAAAUCUACAAACCUUGCUACCCCUUCUCAUCCUGCUGGCCUUGGGCGUGCUGCUCCGCUAUUGGAACCUGCCCCCAGGGUGGUGCAGCAGCCUCGUGUGAAUGGAAGUGUCUCUCAAGCACAGGCACAGGCACAGCAAAUUGAAGAUCCUGGUAAUGUGGAGGCUGAGGAGAAUGAUGAGACUCGUGAAAAGCUUCAGUUGAUUAGAGUUAAGUUUUUGCGGCUUGCAAAUAGGCUCGGGCAGACUCCCCAUAAUGUUGUUGUGGCACAGGUUUUGUACAGACUAGGAUUAGCUGAGCAGCUCCGGGGGAGAAAUGGGGGCCGGGUUGGUGCCUUCAGCUUUGACCGUGCAAGUGCUAUGGCUGAACAGCUUGAGGCAGCUGGAAAUGAACCCCUUGAUUUCGCCUGUACAAUUAUGGUCCUUGGGAAAACAGGAGUUGGUAAAAGUGCUACUAUUAAUUCAAUAUUUGAUGAAAUCAAGUUUGGCACUAAUGCUUUCCAGACUGGUACCAAUAAGGUUCAGGAUGUUGUGGGUACUGUGCAUGGUAUUAAGGUUCGUGUAAUUGACACACCAGGCCUUCUUCCUUCCUGGUCUGACCAAUGCCAGAAUGAGAAGAUCCUUCACUCUGUUAAGCGUUUCAUCAAGAAAACACCUCCAGAUAUUGUGUUGUACCUCGAUAGGUUGGACAUGCAAACAAGGGAUUUUGGUGAUAUGCCCCUUUUGCAUACCAUAACUGAUAUCUUUGGUCCAUCUAUAUGGUUUAAUGCAAUUGUGGUUUUGACUCAUGCAGCUUCUGCUCCACCAGAUGGUCCAAAUGGUACUGCUUCUAGUUAUGACAUGUUUGUCACUCAGCGUUCUCAUGUUGUACAGCAGGCUAUUCGUCAGGCAGCUGGGGAUAUGCGACUCAUGAAUCCUGUUUCGUUAGUGGAGAAUCACUCUGCAUGUAGAACAAAUAGGGCAGGCCAGAGAGUAUUGCCAAAUGGUCAGGUCUGGAAGCCUCAUUUGUUGUUGCUUUCCUUUGCAUCUAAAAUUCUGGCAGAGGCAAACACACUGUUGAAGUUGCAAGAUACUCCUCCAGGGAAGCCUUUUGCAACUCGAACAAGAGCACCUCCUCUACCUUUCCUUCUUUCAUCUCUUCUUCAAUCAAGACCGCAAGUUAAGCUUCCUGAAGAGCAGUAUGGCGAUGAGGAUGGAUUAGAUGAUGAUUUGGAUGAAUCCUCAGACUCUGAGGAUGAACCAGAAUAUGAUGAGCUGCCACCUUUCAAGCGGUUGAGUAAAGCACAAAUAGCAAAGCUUAGUAAAGCUCAGAAGAAAGCAUAUUUUGACGAGUUGGAAUAUAGGGAAAAGCUUUUUAUGAAGAAACAACUGAAGGAAGAGAAAAAGCGGCGAAAGAUGAUGAAGAAAAUGGCUGCUGCAGCCAAGGAUCUGCCAAGUGAGUACGGUGAAAAUGCAGAAGAAGAAAGUAGUGGUGCUUCUUCUGUUCCAGUUCCCAUGCCAGAUUUGGCGUUGCCUGCUUCUUUUGAUUCUGAUAAUCCAACUCAUCGCUAUCGUUCCCUUGAUUCCUCCAACCCAUGGCUUGUUAGGCCUGUUCUAGAUACACAUGGUUGGGAUCAUGAUGUUGGUUACGAAGGUAUUAAUGUUGAAAGACUGUUCGUUGCAAAAGAGAAAUUUCCUAUUUCUUUUUCUGGCCAGAUUACAAAGGACAAAAGGGAUGCCAAUGUCCAAAUGGAACUAGCCAGUUCUUUAAAGCAUGGGGAAGGUAAAGCAACUUCAGUGGGUUUUGAUAUGCAGACUGUUGGAAAGGAUUUAGCCUAUACACUGCGCAGCGAGACCAGGUUUAGUAAUCUGAAGAAGAAUAAGGCAACAGCUGGCAUCUCAGUUACACUCUUAGGUGAUGCACUAUCAGCUGGAGUGAAAUUUGAAGACAAACUGAUUGCUAAUAAGCAGUUCCAGGUAGUCAUGACUGGGGGUGCUAUGACAGGACGCGGCGAUCUUGCUUAUGGGGGCAGCUUGGAAGCACAAUUGAGGGAUAAAGAUUACCCUCUGGGUCGCUCCUUAUCUACACUUGGUCUAUCUAUCAUGGAUUGGCAUGGAGAUCUCGCCAUUGGAUGCAAUAUACAAUCACAGGUACCUGUUGGACGGUCUACAAACCUAAUAGCUCGUGCCAAUCUGAAUAACAAAGGCGCAGGACAAGUCAGUUUACGAAUAAAUAGCUCUGAGCAGCUUCAGCUUGCUUUGACUUCUCUCUUUCCAUUACUGAAAAAACUAUUUGACUAUUUCCAUCAAGUGCAGUAUGGACAAUGAUGAAAAUAGGUUUGCUACGGAAAUGACAUUUUUAAAAAUGGCCAUAUCUCUGUGGUCUUUCAAGAGGUGAGUGAAACAUUGAAAGUAAGGUGCUGAAAUUUCUAUAGUAUUUUUCUACCAUUUCUUUUAACUUUGCUGGAUAUGGUGAUUGUAGUUUCUUUGGUUAGAUAUUUUGCAUAAUAAGGUUAUUUUUGCUCCCAUGGAACCAUCCUCAAUCAAGAAUUGCUUCUUUUCUCACUUGCCUACAUUAUUAAAAUACUAUAGAAUAUAUGUAGCCAAAAUAUUCUACAAAUUGGUGAUGAUGAGGUGACAUUUCAAUAUUCAUCAGGGCCGGAAUUAGAAAUGUAGUGGCACAUGAUAAAAGAUCACUUGCACGGGGUUAAUUUGCAGGUGACAUUGCCUGUGGAUUAGCUUUUAUGGAGCGUAAAGCAGUGAUGAGGACGCCCCUAGUGGAACCCAUGAGGGCCCCUAUUCAUGUGUAACAGCUGCAAUUGAAUUGUAAGGGAGUUGAGAAGGGCAGUCGUGGCUUUCCUCAGGAGAGUUUUAUAGGGGUUUCCUCUCCCCUGAAGGUCUCCCCAAAGGGUCAUAUCAGUCCCAUUUCAAUUGGUGGCCAGUGGCCCAUGAAUAAGAGCAACCUUUGACUCAGGGUUCAGUACUCUCCAGUAUUAUUUGUACUCUGGCAUUGCCCAGUAUUCGGAAAAUAUAGUCACAACAGUGUCGUUGAUAACUUUUGAAUAUAAUAACUUCUGUUGUA